This is a messenger RNA of Sesamum indicum (sesame), 770 nucleotides long. Its product is annotated as Receptor-like protein kinase-related family protein. The record is from RefSeq and is a predicted model, not a curated record. NCBI's taxonomy places the organism in Eukaryota, Viridiplantae, Streptophyta, Magnoliopsida, Lamiales, Pedaliaceae.
CCUUGAUUCAUGAUCAACACCCAAACAUGGCUUUUACAGACCGGGCUUUCUCCCUCCAGCUCCUGCUCCUAAUCUCUUCUUUCCUCAUCCAAACCGCCAUUUCCGCAACCCCACUGUUCAGCAUCUGCUCCAACUCUCACAACUUCACUGCCAACAGCCCUUACGAGAAAAACCUCAUCAAACUCCUGGGUGAACUAUACUUCAAGACCCCUCCAACCGGGUUCGGGCUCGGGUCAUCCGGUCAGGGCUAUGACCGGGCAUACGGGCUCUCCCUCUGCCGUGGAGACGUCUCGACAAAGGACUGUGGGGCUUGUGUUGUCGAUGCAAGCGACGAGAUCAUCAAACGUUGUCCCAACGACAGAGGGGCGAUCAUAUGGUACGACAACUGCUUGCUGAAAUACGCAGACAGUGAUUUCUUGGGGAAGAUCGACGGGCAGAACAGAUUCUACAUGUGGAAUCUGCAGAACGUGACCAUUGAUCCCCAAGAAUUCAAUCAGCGGACGAGAGGAUUGUUGAGCGAGCUGUCGGAGCAUGCGAGUAAAACGGGUAAAAUGUAUGCGAAGGGGGAAGUGGAGGUUACAGGAUAUGAGAAGAUCUACGGCAUGGCGCAGUGCAGCAGGGAUCUCUCCGGGGCUGAAUGCAAGAAAUGCCUUGAUGAUGCUGUGAAUGAGCUCCCGAGGUGCUGUGGAGGGAAACAAGGUGGGAGAGUUGUUGGUGGGAGUUGUAACAUAAGAUAUGAGAUAUAUCCAUUUCUCAAUCUUUGAAAUUAA